AUGUGGGUGGGUCCAACGGAUGGCAUAGGGGCUGGAUGGUGCGAUGAUGAGGGCAACGGGGAAGCGGAGAAAUGUUGGAAAGCUGUGGGCAACGAGGAUGAGGGUGGCUGGCCACUUGAUGGCUGCUGGGAAGAGCUGGGUGGGGCAGAGGAAUUGGGUGGCUGUAGGCCUGAGAAUGCACGGGCUGAGAAGGCAAGGCCUGAGAAUGCACGGGCUGAGAAGGCAAGGCCUGAGAAUGCACGGGCUGAGAAGGCAAGGCCUGAGAAUGCACGGGCUGAGAAGGCAAGGCCUGAGAAUGCACGGGCUGAGAAGGCAAGGCCUGAGAAUGCACGGGCUGAGAAGGCAAGGCCUGAGAAUGCACGGGCUGAGAAGGCAAGGCCUGAGAAUGCACGGGCUGAGAAGGCAAGGCCUGAGAAUGCACGGGCUGAGAAGGCAAGGCCUGAGAAUGCACGGGCUGAGAAGGCAAGGCCUGAGAAUGCACGGGCUGAGAAGGCAAGGCCUGAGAAUGCACGGGCUGAGAAGGCAAGGCCUGAGAAUGCACGGGCUGAGAAUGCAAGGCCUGAGAAUGCACGGGCUGAGAAGGCAAGGCCUGAGAAUGCACGGGCUGAGAAGGCAAGGCCUGAGAAUGCACGGGCUGGGAUGGCAAGGCCUGAGAAUGCACGGGCUGAGAAGGCAAGGCCUGAGAAUGCACGGGCUGAGAAGGCAAGGCCUGAGAAUGCACGGGCUGAGAAGGCAAGGCCUGAGAAUGCACGGGCUGAGAAGGCAAGGCCUGAGAAUGCACGGGCUGAGAAUGCAAGGCCUGAGAAUGCACGGGCUGAGAAUGCAAGGCCUGAGAAUGCACGGGCUGAGAAGGCAAGGCCUGAGAAUGCACGGGCUGAGAAGGCAAGGCCUGAGAAUGCACGGGCAGAGAAGGCAAGGCCUGAGAAUGCACGGGCUGAGAAGGCAAGGCCUGAGAAUGCACGGGCUGAGAAGGCAAGGCCUGAGAAUGCACGGGCUGAGAAGGCAAGGCCUGAGAAUGCACGGGCUGAGAAGGCAAGGCCUGAGAAUGCACGGGCUGAGAAUGCAAGGCCUGAGAAUGCACGGGCUGAGAAUGCAAGGCCUGAGAAUGCACGGGCUGAGAAGGCAAGGCCUGAGAAUGCACGGGCUGAGAAGGCAAGGCCUGAGAAUGCACGGGCUGAGAAUGCAAGGCCUGAGAAUGCACGGGCUGAGAAUGCAAGGCCUGAGAAUGCACGGGCUGAGAAGGCAAGGCCUGAGAAUGCACGGGCUGAGAGGGCAAGGCCUGAGAAUGCACGGGCUGAGAAGGCAAGGCCUGAGAAUGCACGGGCUGAGAAGGCAAGGCCUGAGAAUGCACGGGCUGAGAAGGCAAGGCCUGAGAAUGCACGGGCUGAGAAGGCAAGGCCUGAGAAUGCACGGGCUGAGAAGGCAAGGCCUGAGAAUGCACGGGCUGAGAAGGCAAGGCCUGAGAAUGCACGGGCUGAGAAGGCAAGGCCUGAGAAUGCACGGGCUGAGAAGGCAAGGCCUGAGAAUGCACGGGCUGAGAAGGCAAGGCCUGAGAAUGCACGGGCUGAGAAGGCAAGGCCUGAGAAUGCACGGGCUGAGAAGGCAAGGCCUGAGAAUGCACGGGCUGAGAAGGCAAGGCCUGAGAAUGCACGGGCUGAGAAGGCAAGGCCUGAGAAUGCACGGGCUGAGAAGGCAAGGCCUGAGAAUGCACGGGCUGAGAAGGCAAGGCCUGAGAAUGCACGGGCUGAGAAUGCAAGGCCUGAGAAUGCACGGGCUGAGAAUGCAAGGCCUGAGAAUGCACGGGCUGAGAAGGCAAGGCCUGAGAAUGCACGGGCUGAGAAGGCAAGGCCUGAGAAUGCACGGGCUGGGAUGGCAAGGCCUGAGAAUGCACGGGCUGAGAAGGCAAGGCCUGAGAAUGCACGGGCUGAGAAGGCAAGGCCUGAGAAUGCACGGGCUGAGAAGGCAAGGCCUGAGAAUGCACGGGCUGAGAAGGCAAGGCCUGAGAAUGCACGGGCUGAGAAGGCAAGGCCUGAGAAUGCACGGGCUGAGAAGGCAAGGCCUGAGAAUGCACGGGCUGAGAAGGCAAGGCCUGAGAAUGCACGGGCUGAGAAGGCAAGGCCUGAGAAUGCACGGGCUGAGAAGGCAAGGCCUGAGAAUGCACGGGCUGAGAAGGCAAGGCCUGAGAAUGCACGGGCUGAGAAUGCAAGGCCUGAGAAUGCACGGGCUGAGAAUGCAAGGCCUGAGAAUGCACGGGCUGAGAAGGCAAGGCCUGAGAAUGCACGGGCUGAGAAGGCAAGGCCUGAGAAUGCACGGGCUGAGAAGGCAAGGCCUGAGAAUGCACGGGCUGAGAAGGCAAGGCCUGAGAAUGCACGGGCUGAGAAGGCAAGGCCUGAGAAUGCACGGGCUGAGAAGGCAAGGCCUGAGAAUGCACGGGCUGAGAAGGCAAGGCCUGAGAAUGCACGGGCUGAGAAGGCAAGGCCUGAGAAUGCACGGGCUGAGAAUGCAAGGCCUGAGAAUGCACGGGCUGAGAAUGCAAGGCCUGAGAAUGCACGGGCUGAGAAGGCAAGGCCUGAGAAUGCACGGGCUGAGAAGGCAAGGCCUGAGAAUGCACGGGCUGAGAAUGCAAGGCCUGAGAAUGCACGGGCUGAGAAUGCAAGGCCUGAGAAUGCACGGGCUGAGAAGGCAAGGCCUGAGAAUGCACGGGCUGAGAGGGCAAGGCCUGAGAAUGCACGGGCUGAGAAGGCAAGGCCUGAGAAUGCACGGGCUGAGAAGGCAAGGCCUGAGAAUGCACGGGCUGAGAAGGCAAGGCCUGAGAAUGCACGGGCUGAGAAGGCAAGGCCUGAGAAUGCACGGGCUGAGAAGGCAAGGCCUGAGAAUGCACGGGCUGAGAAGGCAAGGCCUGAGAAUGCACGGGCUGAGAAUGCACGGGAUGAGAAGGCAAGGCCUGCGAAGGCAACUGAUGGGAAGCUUGGGAUUGGGAAAUCAAGAGCUGCGAAGAUAAGAGCGGGGAACGUGAGGGCUGCGAGGAUACGGGCUGGGAAGGCAUGUGCGGGGAAGGUAAGGCUGACGGUGACGACAUGGCUUCGAUUCCGUUUUGAAGGACGGAAUUUGGACUAUGGGGUAAGGUACCGUUUGGAUUAG
Closterium sp. NIES-65 is the source of this 3141-nucleotide messenger RNA. NCBI's taxonomy places the organism in Eukaryota, Viridiplantae, Streptophyta, Zygnematophyceae, Desmidiales, Closteriaceae. The record is from the annotation of a GenBank genome assembly.